Messenger RNA from Lutzomyia longipalpis, 111 nucleotides. RefSeq lists its product as uncharacterized. The transcript has a single exon. Bases 1 to 111 code for a protein of 36 amino acids. Lineage: Eukaryota; Metazoa; Arthropoda; Insecta; Diptera; Psychodidae. The record is from RefSeq and is a predicted model, not a curated record.
AUGAGCAAUAGUGCAAUGGUGGCGGUUGCGAUUUGCUGCAUUUUGGUUCUCCUUGCCGUCUUCAUUGUCAUCAUCAUAGUUGUGGGGCAAACCAUGGGAGAGCCAAAGUGA